Mycena citricolor is the source of this 345-nucleotide messenger RNA. NCBI's taxonomy places the organism in Eukaryota, Fungi, Basidiomycota, Agaricomycetes, Agaricales, Mycenaceae. The record is from the annotation of a GenBank genome assembly.
CAAGCAGCAGCAAACAGGGCAGACAAGAUCUUGCCGACAAGGGGAUCAAAGACAUCACCCGACGCAAGGCUCGCUACAAAGUCUUUGUGUUCCGAGAGCAUAAACGUCUUCAGCUCUUUCAAUGACUGAGCGACCAUGGUGAGAUUGUCGCUCCAGACCCGAUCCAAGAUUUUCUGCAGCUCCUCUCGCGCCGACCAUUCUGAGCGCAUCUCCUUGAGCUUGACUCGGACAUUGUCCAGCUCAGGGGGCGUUAGGUCCGCAACCUCAUCGAGAUCCCGUCCGGUUGCCGACAGUGAGGACCAGGCGGAAACGAAUGCAGCACUGGUAGGCCCGACAUGCGGCCCC